This is a messenger RNA of Phragmites australis (common reed), 2227 nucleotides long. RefSeq lists its product as uncharacterized. The coding region runs from base 527 to 1870 and encodes 447 amino acids. The record is from RefSeq and is a predicted model, not a curated record. The transcript has 4 exons. NCBI's taxonomy places the organism in Eukaryota, Viridiplantae, Streptophyta, Magnoliopsida, Poales, Poaceae.
AGAUCUUUAUGAAAUCUUAUUUAUAUUAUAUCUUAUGAUCUAAUAGUUAAAUUAAAAAGAGAGAAAAUAAAUAUGUAUCAUAAUUUUUUUUUAUUGAAGAGGAUCUUAUAAAAUAUAUUUCCGAUUUUCUUUCUUUCUUUCGUGUCCUCCACUCCACUCUCGUGUCUCUGCGUCUCUCCACGCAGGAUAAUAAAUAGAUAAAUCCCCGAGCAAAAAUCGCGCACCUUCCCUUCGCGGCGCUUCCCCUCGCGCAGCCGCUUAUUUUGGCCGGCCUCAUAAAUUCGAAUCCCGAACGCGAGCUGCGGGGCGACUGCGGCCGUGGGAAAGGAGAGAAAGAAGAGGCCGACGCCGUCUUCUCUUCCUCGGGACGGGGGGAGGGAAGGAGGAGGAGCUCAGCUGACUCGCUAGGGUUUCCUCUCGGUGGCGCCGCCGGACCCGGACCCGGAGUUGACCCGUUGAGCCCUCGUUGAUGCCAGGAAGGUGCAGCCGUCGGUGAUUCCCCUUCGUCUCCGGCAGCCGCAUCUCCAUGCCGACCAUCACCCACUACGUGCUGGACCCCUUCCUGGAGACCGGGUCGCCUGCGCAGACCCAGAAGACCGCGUCCAACCUGCCACCGGCGCCUCCGGACAAGGCCACCGAGAAACCUAUACCUGUUCCGGCGGCUCCUGUUAGGUCGCAGACGUCGCCAGCAGCGCUGUACGCCACGCCUGAGAGCACGACCCUGCCAGACUCACCUUCCUCGUUCCCAGGAACCUGGUCUCCAUACCUCGUUAACCAUAAGCGGCGGGGGGCCUCCCUGGCCAAGACCCUUUCUCAGGGUGAUGUUGAGAGUGAGGGCAGGCAGCCGAAUCUCCCUACUACCCUACCUGCCUUGCCGAAAAGGAGUGAAUCCUUCGAAGUGCAGGAGCCUGAGUUUGCGUUUCAGAAAGCGGGCAAUGGUAAAGCUGAAGGUCAAAGUGGUGUGGAAGAGACUUUGAACGGGCAGAAUGGAAUGCUCCAGAAGGGCAAGGGCUCUGUGAAAGCUGAAAAUGAGCACUGUCAGCCUGAGUUUGAGUUUCAGCAUGGCAGUCUUGAUGCAUUAGUGAGGCCUGUCAAUGUUGGAAGGCCUUUGAAUGGUGAGAGUGAUGCCUUCUUCGAACUUCAGGAUUCCCUGAAUGUGACUAGUAACACCGAGACUGAUGAUGCUGGUGCUCAUGAGCGGUGGUGGAAGCCCAGUUCCCCUCUUGGAACGUCUGUUGGCACGCCUGGUGCUGAAUUCUACGAUGCAUUUGAAGAAAUAUCCAGUGAUGGUGGAACUCGGUCUUCACGGUGCAUGGAUGAUGACCUCCGUGAAAUGAGGUUAAGCCUUUUAAUGGAAAUUGAGAGGAGGAAGCAAGCAGAAGAAGCACUUGAGAACUGGCAAAAGGAAUGGAAGAAGCUGAGUCACUACCUAUCAUUUGUUGCCUUAUCACUUCCAUCUCCAAGUAUUGCUGAAAAUACUGGUGGUUCAAGUAUGGAUCCUGGAGCUGAGUUGUGCCAGCAAAUAACUAUUUCGCAACUUGUAGCUGCUGCUAUUGCACAGGGAUUAGCUCGUGCUGAAGUUGAAGUGGAGAUGGAAACCGUGAUUGCAGCAAAGAACUUUGAGAUCGCAAGGUUAUCAGAUAGGGUCCAGUACUAUGAAGCUGCAAACAGGGAGAUGUCUCAAAGAAACCAAGAAGCUAUAGAGAUGUCUAGGCAACAGCGGAACAAGCGUAAGAAUAGACAGAAGUGGUUCUGGGGUUCAGUUGGGCUUGCAGUCACCCUUGGUGCAACAGCCAUUGCCUGGUCCUACCUGCCUUCAUCAUCGCACCCCCAAGCCAGUCCAGACUCUAAUAGUGCCAGCAGCGACUAGAGCUAGAAUGAAGAUGUAUCUUCACCUUUCAGAAGCCUAACAAAGCUCUAACUAUACUUCUAGAGGAAAAAGGUUGUAUAACUUUCUCUUUUGGUGAUCGGCUGUGAUCACUACAAUGCUCAUUCGUUGCUUCCUCUGUAAAAAUGUCGGAUGGGCCAUCUCCGAUCAGGAUUGGCUUCAUUCCCUCACCGGAAAUCUCUCUUUGCAUAGCUGAUUGAGCAAAUAAUACGAGGAAUGUGGAUAUGGUUAGUAAUCCAUGCCCAGCUCAAGUGGAGUUGAUUGUCAACCGCAGUUUUGUUCUGUUCUUGUUCUGAAACUAUGAGAAGAUCAUGGAAGUUUUGCUGUUUCUGAGUUGCA